AUGAUAGAUCAAGGGAUAAUUGAGAUACUUCAUAAUCGUAAUGAGGAUGAAGUUGAUGUAAUUACUCCUGUGUUUAGAAUUCCUAAGCUUGUUGUUGUCAAGUAUGAUGGAAUCAUGCUGGAGGAUGGAAAGGAGGUGUCGUUGCCCUCAACUUCUGUGGUAAGCAUUUCAGAUGUUAGUGGAGUGACCCGUAGUGGUCGUGUUUUCUCGGCGCCGCCAAAAUCCCGCGAAGACAUUGUGCAGAGAACUGUUGUUAAUCCUACCGGUCCCGUGGGGACUUCUUCUCAAAAUAAUUCUGUUCCUGUUGUUAACCCUGUUGUUGUCAAGAAUAAUAGCACUCCUAUCCUAGUUGGCCAGUCUGGUUCCAAGGUAGUUGUUUUUACUGACCAUGCAACUUUGAAGUACCUGUUGAAGAAACUAGAAGUAAAGCCGAGAUUGAUUCAGUGGAUGUUGUUGCUCCAAGAGUUCAAUUUGGAGAUUAAAGAUAAAAAUGGAGUUGAGGAUUUAGUGGAUGACCACUUAAGAAGAAUAGAGAGGGAUAAAGAUAUUUUUCCCAUCCAUGAUGGUUUUCCUGAUGAGAAGCUUUUACACCUACGUGAGGUAACUCCUUGGUAUGCUGAUUUAGUUAAUUAUCUUGUUGCUAGAGUUUUGCCUGUAGGUGCAUCUAGAUCACAAAUUCAUAAACUCAAAAGUGAUGCAAAAUAUUAUGUGUGGGAUGAUCCAUAUAUUUGGAAAUUCGGUACUUAUCAGAUAAUUAGGAUAUAUGUCCCCGACCAUGAGAUUGACAUUAUUUUUCACUUUUCUCAUGCAUCUCAAAUAUCAGGUACAACCAUCACUCGUAAGAGUGAAAUGCCUCAACAACCAAUGCUUUUCUGUGAGGUGUUUGAUGUAUGA
This is a messenger RNA of Lathyrus oleraceus (garden pea), 894 nucleotides long. RefSeq lists its product as uncharacterized. NCBI's taxonomy places the organism in Eukaryota, Viridiplantae, Streptophyta, Magnoliopsida, Fabales, Fabaceae. The transcript is spliced from 4 exons. The record is from RefSeq and is a predicted model, not a curated record. Bases 1 to 894 code for a protein of 297 amino acids.